This is a messenger RNA of Choloepus didactylus (southern two-toed sloth), 2248 nucleotides long. RefSeq names its product serine/threonine kinase like domain containing 1 (gene STKLD1). The record is from RefSeq and is a predicted model, not a curated record. Gene Ontology annotation, molecular function: ATP binding; protein serine/threonine kinase activity. Gene Ontology annotation, biological process: protein phosphorylation. Lineage: Eukaryota; Metazoa; Chordata; Mammalia; Pilosa; Megalonychidae.
GCGGGCUCAGGGCGUGGACCCCCAGUGCCCAGCGACGGGCCGGUGAGACCGGGAGUCUCCCCUCGAAAUACUAUGGAAAAGUAUGAGUUGUUGGAGAGGUUGAAACCCGGAGCCCUGGGGGUGAACCUGGUGGUGGAAGAAACAGAGACCAGAGUGAAACACGUGGUAAAGCAGGUGGAGUGCAUUGAUGAGCAUCAGGCAAAUGAGGCUCUGGAAGAGCUGAUGCCACUGCUGAAGCUCCAGCACCCCCACAUCUCCACUUACCAGGAGCUGUUCCUCGUGUGGGAUAGCCAGAUCUCUUCUCUGUUCCUCUGCCUCGUGAUGGAGUACAACAGGGAGAGCCUCCAGGACAUCAUCGAGAAGAAGAGGAAGGCCAGGGCCAUCAUUGACUCAGAGUGGAUGCAGAACGUGCUGGGCCAGGUACUGGACGCACUGGAACACCUGCACCAGAUGAACAUCCUGCACAGGAACCUCAAGCCCUCCAACGUCAUCCUCGUCAGCAAGAACCACUGCAAGCUGCAGGACCUGGGCUCCAACACUCUGAUGACCGAUGAGGCCAAGUGGAGCAUCCGUGCGGAGGAAGACCCCUUCCAGAAGUCCUGGAUGGCUCCCGAGGCCCUCAAAUUCUCCUUCAGCCAGAAAUCCGAUAUCUGGUCCGUGGGCUGCAUCCUCCUGGACAUGGCCUGCUGCUCCUUCCUGGAUGAUUCGGAAGCCAUGAAUCUGCGGAAGGUGAUCCGCGUGCCUCCGGGUAGCCUGCGGCACACCCUGGAGCAGAUAGAGGAGAGGGGGGUCCCCGACGCGGAAGCCCUGGCGCGUCUCUUGCCGAUGAUGCUUCAGAUCAAGCCCGAGGAGCGGGCCUCAGUGCGGGAUGUGAUUCACUUCGCCUUCGUGAGCAGCGGCUUCAAGUCCUCGAGCGUGGCCAUGGCCAUGCACAAGCAGGUCUUGCCUACCGAGCUGGCCGACAUGCUGCUGCAAGGCACCGUCGCAAGUAUUUUAGAGGUCUUGCAGAAUUUCUCCAGCAGACCCAAGGUCCAGCUCAGGGCCCUGAAGCGGCUCCUGACGAUGCCUGAAGAGGAGCUGGGUCUGCCGUGGCCGAUGGAGCUGGUGGAGGUGGUGGUCACCGUCAUGAAGCAGCACCAGAGGAUUCUCGACAUGCAGCUGUGUGGCUGCUCCCUGCUGCUGCGCAUCCUGGGCCAAGCGCUGGUGCAUGACCCGGAUGCCCAGGCCCCAUGGGACGGCGCCAUGGUGGCCGACCUGCUGAGCGUCACGCAGAGCCACCCCGACUCGGAGGAGCUGCUCGUCCUGCUCUACAGCCUGCUCACCAUCAUCGCGGGCCAGGAACUGGUAGCGGAGGAGCUGCAGCAGGCUGGGCUGCUCACACAUGUCCUGGACCACCUGGACAGCUUCUCAUGCACGGGCAUUUGCGCCGGCGGCCUGGGCCUGCUCUGGGCCCUGCUGGUGGACGCCGUCUUGGUGGACAAGACCCCCUUGGAGAAUGUGCCGGCCCUGCUUGCCGAGGUGCUGACCACCUACCCCGUGGAUGUGGAGAUAGCCGAAGCCAGGUGUGCGGUCUUCUGGCUGCUGUCCCUGCAGGGCUGCAUCAAGGAGCACCAGCUGGAGCAGGUGACAGUGCUGCUCCUGAACAGCAUCCGGCUGUGCCAGGACAGGGUCCCGUUGGUGAACAACGCCUACCGGGGGCUGGCCAGCCUCGCCAAGGGGUCAGAGCUGGCAGCCUUCCGGGUAGUGAUGCAGGAGGAGGGCAGCAGCGGACUGGCACUCAUCAGGGAGACCUACCGCCUGCACCAGGACGACCCUGAGGUGGUGGAGAACGUGUGCAUGCUGCUGGCCCACCUGGCUUCCUACAGGGAGAUCCUGCCCGAGCUCCUGUCCGAGGACAUCAAGUCCCUGGCCCAGGAGAUCAAGGGGCGCUUCACCUCCAGUCUGGAGCUGGUCUCUUACGCUGAGACAGUGCUGCUGAGGCUGGAGGAGGCCGCCCUGCCCAGUGUCCCCGAGAACAGCCAGCCUCUCUGCUCAGAUGGCAAGGAAGAGGGGGCACCCCGCAGGCACCCCCUCCGAGCACAUGACUCUCCUCCCUAGCCAGGGAUGGAGCAGCGAUCUGUCCUCUCCUGGCGCUGUUGCUGAACUGCAGUGGGGGAGAGUGAGCUGGGUUUACUGGAUGGGGGUCACCUGGGACAGGAUGUGCACCCCACGCCUCCUGGGACCAUCAAUAAAGACACUCUUGUGCCUU